Lodderomyces parapsilosis is the source of this 711-nucleotide messenger RNA. It is a transcript of the gene RPS6A, whose product is annotated as 40S ribosomal protein eS6. The transcript has 2 exons. Gene Ontology annotation, biological process: translation. The coding region runs from base 1 to 711 and encodes 236 amino acids. Gene Ontology annotation, cellular component: ribosome. The record is from RefSeq and is a predicted model, not a curated record. Lineage: Eukaryota; Fungi; Ascomycota; Pichiomycetes; Serinales; Debaryomycetaceae. Gene Ontology annotation, molecular function: structural constituent of ribosome.
AUGAAGUUGAACAUUUCCUACCCAGCCAACGGUACUCAAAAGAGUAUUGAUAUCGAUGACGAACACAAGUUGCGUGUCUUUUACGAAAAGAGAAUGGGCCAAGAAGUUGAAGGUGAUUCAGUUGGUGAUGAAUUCAAAGGAUACAUUUUCAAAAUCACUGGUGGUAACGAUAAACAAGGUUUCCCAAUGAAGCAAGGUGUCAUGCACCCAACCAGAGUUAGAUUAUUGUUGUCUGAUGGUCACUCUUGUUAUAGACCAAGAAGAACUGGUGAACGUAAGAGAAAAUCAGUUAGAGGAUGUAUUGUUGCUCAAGAUUUAUCCGUGUUGGCUUUGGCUAUUGUUAAACAAGGUGACAAUGAUAUUGAAGGUUUAACCGAUACCACUGUCCCAAAGAGAUUGGGUCCAAAGAGAGCUAACCACAUUAGAAAAUUUUUCGGUUUGACCAAGGAAGAUGAUGUCAGAGAUUACGUUGUUAGAAGAGAAGUUACUAAAGGUGACAAGACUUAUACCAAGGCUCCAAAGAUUCAAAGAUUGGUUACUCCACAAACUUUACAAAGAAAGAGAGCUUUGAAGGCUAAAAAGGUUAAGAAUGCUCAACACCAAAGAGAUGCUGCUGCCGAGUAUGCUCAAUUGUUGGCCAAGAGAUUGCAUGAAAGAAAGGAAGAAAAAGUUCAAAUUAAGAAGAAGAGAGCUGAAUCUUUGAAAAACUAG